UCCCACCACGUCCCGCCCUGGGUGAGCCUCGGGGACCCGGAGCAUGCUCGCCUCCUAGGCCAGGAGGUGGCACGCCUUCUCCACCUGUGGGCAGUGGAAAGGGUAUUGGCAGAAUUCCAGGGCAAGGGUUUCUACUCCUGGUAUUUCUUGAUCCUGAAGGCGGAAGAGGGGCUCAGAUCCAUCCUAGACUUAUGAGAUCUCAACAGUUUUAUGGUCCACUAGAGGUUCUGGAUGGUAUCCCUGGUCUCUGUCGUUCCCUGUCUGGAUCCCGAGGGAUUGGUUUGCAGCCCUGGACCUCCAGGACGCAUAUUUCCUUAUCCAUAUAUUCAAGCAACACAGGCACUUCCUCCGAUUGCUGGUAGUGGGGGGACCAUUACUAGUUCACAGUCCUCCCGUUUGGCCUUUCCACAGCUCUCAGGGUUUUCACCAAAUGCAUGGCGGUGGUUGUAGCCUGCCUCCGGAGGAGAGGGAUGCAGAUCUUCCCAUACCUGAAAGAUUGGCUUCUCAAGGGCACCUCCCAGUCCCAAGUACAGGCCCAGGUGGGACUUCUCCUGUCCACAUGCGCAGAUCUUGGCCUAGUGGUAAACGAGACCAAGUCUACGUUAGUUCUGGUUCAAUGCAUAGAAUUCAUUGGGGCGCUACUGGACUCGUUAGAGACCACAGCCUCUCUCUCCCCCUAGACAGGUUCGAGACCCUCAAAGGUCUGAUUGCCUCAGUCACGGCCUUCCCCAUGAUGACGGCGAGGGUGUGCCUUCAGAUCGUCAGGCACGUGGUGGUGUGCACCUACAUGGUUCGCCACGCCAUGCUCAGAAUGAGGGCCCUCCAACUCUGGCUGGCCUCCCAGUAUUCCCAGGCCCGGGACGGGCUGGACAAGGUUGUCAUGAUACUCUCUCAGGUAGCAUUCCUUGUUGCUAUCACAUCAGCUUGUCGUGUGUCGGAGCUUAGGGUCUUGACCUCGGAGCCCCCAUAUACAGUAUUCCACAAAGAUAAGGUCCAGCUUCGCCCACACCCUGCUUUUCUCCCCAAGGUGGUCUCCGCCUUCCAUAUGGAUCAGGACAUCUGUCCUAAGCCCCAUUCCUCCAACGAGGAACGCCACCCACACACUCUAGAUGUGCUUAGGGCACUGACCUUUUACUUGAACCAUACCAGGCUGUUCCGGAAAUCCUCGCAGCUGUUCAUUGCGUUGGCCGAACAUAUGAGAGGGCAACCAAUUUCAGCCUAGCGCCUUUCCCGCUGGAUCACCUCAUGCAUACACAUGUGGUACGGCCUGGCAGGGGUUCCCCUGCUGCCUAUUGUUAAGAUGCAUUCUACGAGAGCUCAGGCCUCCUCGGCCGCCUAUGGAGCUCAUGUCCCUAUCCAGGACACAUGUAGAGCUGCCACGUGGUCCUCUGUCCACACCUUUUCUUCGCAUUAUGCGAUCAUCUCCAUCAGAUACAGCUUGGAGUCACCUACUGUGGAAUACACAUGAGCAGUCACUC
This is a messenger RNA of Chelonoidis abingdonii (Abingdon island giant tortoise), 1478 nucleotides long. NCBI's taxonomy places the organism in Eukaryota, Metazoa, Chordata, Testudines, Testudinidae. The record is from RefSeq and is a predicted model, not a curated record.